GUUUAUUCUUUAUAUGCUCUUUUGAAUUUUGACAUUAACGUAACAGAACUAAUUAACCGACCCUCAACCGUACUUGAUCUUAAUCGAACCGGUUUGGGAGAUUAGGGUUAAUUUCGUCAUUUUCGUUUAGUACCUUCUCCUUUUUAGCGUCUUAUGUAGCAUCGUCCUCUUUCUCUUGAAUUCGUAUUUUUGAGUUCUCAGAUUUCAAACACAAAAGUUUCGUCUCCGAUUUAAUCUUUCUACGUCUUGGUUUAUGAGCUCAAAGGAGAAGCCCACUCUCGGAGGUACGCGGAUUAAGACCCGCAAAAGGAAUAUUGCUGCUCCUCUCGACCCUGCUGCUUUUUCUGAUGCACUAGUUCAGAUUUAUCUGGAUAAUGCUGGUGAUCUGGAACUUGUUGCCAGAAGUUUAGAGUCAUCUGAUCUUAAUUUCUCAAGAUACGGUGAUAUUUUCUUUGAGGUUGUUUUCAUUGGAGGACGUACUCAAACUGGUUCAGUGAAAUCUGAUGAAGGGGAACGCCACCCUUACUCUAUAAUCGACUGUGAACCAAAGCGUGAAGCUAUUUUACCAUCAGUUGUAUACAUACAGAAAAUUUUGCGGAGGAAAGCCUUCCUUAUUAAGAACCUUGAGAAUGUUACACGGAGAUUCUUACAGUCACUGGAGCUUUUUGAGGAGAAUGAGAGGAAGAAGCUUGCAAUAUUCACAGCACUUGCAUUUUCACAGAAGCUCUCAGGAUUACCUGCAGAGACUGUCUUCCAGCCAUUGCUUAAGGAUACUCUUGUUGCCAAAGGGAUAGUUCUCAAUUUUGUAACAGACUUCUUCAAUGAAUAUUUGGUUGAGAACAGUCUUGAUGACUUGAUUUCUAUUCUGAGGCGUGGCAAGAUGGAUGACAAACUCUUGGAGUUCCUGCCACCCACAAAGCGGACUACAGAAAGUUUUGCCGAGCAUUUCACUAAGGCAGGAUUGACAGCUCUGGUAGAGUACAAUGAAAGGAAAAUAUUUGAGGUGAAGCUGAAGGAAAUCAAAGCGGUCCUUACGAGCCAAGUGACAGAGGAAAUAAACGUAGAUGAAGUGACUGAAAUGGUGAAGCAACAGGUGAAAGAUGCAAAGCUGCCAGAGACUGAGGUUGUGCAUGUGAUCUGGGAUGGGAUAAUGAAUGCUGUUCAAUGGUCUGGGAAAAACCAGCAGCAGAAUUCGAAUGCUGUAUUACGCCAAGUGAAAACAUGGGCACCCCUUCUGAACACGCUGUGUAGCACCGGGAACAUGGAGAUGGAACUGAUGUAUAAAGUACAGAUGCAAUGCUAUGAGGAUGCAAAGCUGAUGAAAGUGUUUCCUGAGGUAGUGAGAUCUCUGUAUGAACUGGAUGUGCUUGCGGAAGACACCAUUCUGCACUGGUAUCGCAAAGGGACCAACCCUAAGGGCAGGCAAACGUUUGUGAAGGGAUUGGAACCGUUUGUGAAUUGGCUCGAAGAGGCCGAAGAAGAGGAGUGAGUGAGACGCUCUGCUUCUUGUUUUCUCUUUUUACUCUCUUCUAAUAAAAGAAAGACAAUAUUUUACUUCUCUUAACGCAAAAUUCAGAUGCUCUACAUUGUUGGUGACUUGGUGUGAUCUCUUUUUUGAAUGAAUAAGUACUUCUUUAGUUGAUUAUUUGUUGGUUUUGGU
Molecule: messenger RNA, 1660 nt
Organism: Arabidopsis thaliana (thale cress)
Lineage: Eukaryota; Viridiplantae; Streptophyta; Magnoliopsida; Brassicales; Brassicaceae
Product: ARM repeat superfamily protein
Exons: 8
Coding region: 254-1489 (411 amino acids)
Source: RefSeq, marked reviewed